Molecule: messenger RNA, 9549 nt
Organism: Octopus bimaculoides (California two-spot octopus)
Lineage: Eukaryota; Metazoa; Mollusca; Cephalopoda; Octopoda; Octopodidae
Product: cold shock domain-containing protein E1
Molecular function (GO): nucleic acid binding
Source: RefSeq, a predicted model, not a curated record
AAAACAUUUGUAAGAACUUUUCGUAGUAAUCAUUUUGAGGAGGAGAGUAGUUUACAUGACUUAGUUUCCUACCAAAGAUGGCGGCAUUGUUGCAGUGUUGUGCGGAAUUGGGCACAUUUCAAUUAUAAGGUCUGGUUUCCCAUUGGCAACCGCCGAAAAGGGUUAAAACAUCAACGACUGAAAGCGUGAAGAUUAAAAAAAAAAGAAGUGCCCAAUCCUCAAAAACUAGCACACACUGCACAUCUGAGGAUUGUCAGGAGUCUCCAGUAGAUAAAGGAAGGCUUCGACUGGGAUAGAAAGACAAAUAAUUACUUACUACUGUCUGCCUGUCCUCUUUGAAAGAAUCAACAUCACUUUUGGCAAAACAAUGUCUAACUCAAGGAAAACAACUAGUCCUCAGUGGAAGAAUUUCCAGCCGCCAGCUCAGAAUCCCUCCAUUCUUUAUAGCCAGAGAACACCAACUACAAACAAUUCAAUUGCUACUUCACCUAACGGCACAAGUAAUGGAGUUCGACAAACUGGCUUUGUGGAAAAAUUACUGCAUUCCUAUGGUUUUAUUCAGUGUAACGAAAGAGAGUCAAGAGUUUUCUUUCACUUCAGUGAAUACAGUGGUAAUGCGGAAAAUGUCAAAGUUGGAGAUCCUGUUGAGUUUCAGUUGUCGUAUGAUCGACGAACUGGGAAGCGGAUUGCAUGUUCUGUGAUAAAAAUUGACCCUGGCGUAUCCUCUCAAGAAAUUUUAAGUGAGGAACGUUUUCAAGGCUCUAUAGUUCAAGAAGCAAAACCAGUUAAAGCCAAAAAUGGCACAGUGUCAGGAAAUCAGGAUGGGCUUGGUAGAGUCACGUAUCUACACAAUGGAGAAUGUUUUUUCCUUCCUUAUGGCUUAGAAGAUGUAAUUGAUGGUUCUUCGAAAUUGAAAGCUGGAGAUCAAGUCAGAUUUUAUAUUGCUUCUGAUAAAAGAAAUGGUAACAUUAGAGCUCGAAGACUUGAAAGUGUCAUGGUGCAAAAUCAAGAGAAAUAUCAAGGUGUCGUUUGUUCGAUGAAAGAGAACUUUGGCUUCAUAGAGCGUUCUGAUGUUGUGAAAGAAAUAUUUUUCCACUACAGUGAAUAUAAAGGCGAUAUCAGUGAACUGCUUCUUGGAGAUGACGUAGAAUUUCAAAUUCAGUCAAGAAGUAGACAAUGGGAUUAUUCAUUAAAUAGCCACAAAAACAGUAACCAACCAGAAAAUGAUGGUAGGGAAGUUGCUGUAAAUAUUUCACGAUUACCUGAAGGAACUGUGAUAUUCGAAGAUGUUGCUAUUGAAAGCAUAAACGGGAGAAUUCUGAAAACCUUAAAAAAUUCCAAUAAAGGUCGUCAAGGAGAUCCCCUUUGUGGAAGAAUUGUUUAUGAAGUAGAUAACCGGCAAGUUGAAAUUCCAUUUGGAGACAAGGACCAAAAGGGAGACUUCACAUUACAGGUUGACGAUCUUGUUGCAUUUAAUAUUGCUACAGACCGCAGAGAUGGAUUACAACGAGCUACACAAAUUGAACUUCUUGACUGUACCUUUGAGAAAAGCAAAGAAACCAGAGAGGUGGGCAUUGUUGCUACUCUGAAGGAAGGAUAUGGUUUCAUACAAUGUGCUGAUCGCGACCUCAGAGUUUUCUUCCAUUUUAGUGAAAUGCUUGAUCAAACUAAGGAGUUGAAGCUGCAGGAUGAAGUUGAAUUCACAGUAGUACAAGAUCCUUCAUCACCAAAUAAGCAAAUAGCUAUUCGCAUUAAAAUGCUUCCCAAACGAACACUUUCUCUUACAAUUUCUACUGAAAAAUAUAUUGGAACAAUUGACCGUGAGCCUGCAACACACAAAAGCCCAGGCAAAAACAAAGAAGGGGAAUCUGGAAAUAUAAUAUAUGACUAUGAAGGUGCUAUUCAACAAAUUCCAUAUUACUUAAAAGAUUUAGUGGACCAGAAGGGUCCUCCAAGAUAUGGUGAUAAGAUUGAAUUUAGCAUUGGUGAAUCGUCUAGAAAUGGCCAGAAGAGAGCUGUCAAUAUAAGAGUAGUUCUUCGCAAUGUUGCUGGCAAAUGCCAAGGCUUCAUUGCUACAUUGAAAGACAACUAUGGAUUCAUUGAAAAUGCUGACCAUGAGAAGGAAGUUUUCUUUCAUUUCAGCUCUAUUGAGAAUGAUCAGUUGGAAUUUAAUCUUGGCGAUGAAGUAGAAUAUACAUUGGCUAAAAAAGGGGCCAAGUUAAGUGCUGAAAACAUCAAAAAACUUCCGAAAGGCACUGUUUCACCUGAGGAAAUUAUUUGGGAAAAAGGGACCCUACAAGGAAAGAUUAUUCGACCCUUACGCAUUGUCAAUCCUGAACAGGAUGAAUAUAGUGGUCUAGUACAAGUUGGUUUGGAUGAAGAUGAAGAGGAAGUGUACCAAUAUGGUAUUACUAGCCUGGCUGAUAAACGAGAUUUCCUCCAGAAGGGUGAUGUUGUAAAGUUCCAGAUUGCAUCAGUGAAAGCCACUGGGAAAAAACGAGCUGUUUGUGUGGCUGCUAUGCGUAGCUAUGUGCGUGCUAAAGUUGAUUCUGUGAAGGGAUUGUUUGGCUUCCUGAAUUAUGAAGUUGAAGAUGGCAAAAAGCUAUUCUUUCAUAUGACUGAAGUCCAUGACAGUAUUGAGCUGCAACCUGGUGAUGAAGUUGAAUUUGUAGUUGUGCAGAAUCAAAGAAAUGCCAAAUUUUCAGCUUGUAGUUUGCGUAAAAUUACUGAUACACGACGCCCAGAUCGCCUCUUAAAUCGACUAAAGAGUUUUACAGAAGAGACCGGCCCUCGUAUUAUUCUAAUUCGAGCACCAAAAGGUCCAGAUGGCACGAAAGGUUUUGCCCAUGCCCGGACAGCUGUAAAAAUACUAGAAUAAUAGUCUUAUGACCACAGCUUGCUGUUCUUUAGAUUUCUCUCAAUGUUUGUUUUUCUUCUCUCUCACUCACACUCUACAACUGCUCAUUCUAAUGUAGAAGCUUCCAUUCUGAAGUUCCAGCUAUAUAUCUACCUUUCUUCAUAUAUAUAAAUACAUACAUAUAUACAUAUAUCUAUAAAUACACACACACACACAUGCAUACACACAUCUAUAUAUAUGAAGCAAUGGAGAUUCAUCUGAAGAUAUAAUUGGUUAUUUACUAACCACUCUCCUAAUACAUACAGAUUUGCCUGUUUUUUUUUUAAAAACAUUCCCAUAUUUAGAACUACCUAUAAAACAUUUAUUUAUUUGGUUGAACUGUACAGUGUUCCAAGAUACGUUUAUUUGCUUUACUGAAUAUUGAACUUUGGAAGUUUACGGUUCAUAUCCUUUUUUUUCUUCUUUAUUUCUCUACAGAAAAAGUAAAAAAUAAAAAAAAAAAUUCAUUUGAAUAUUUAUUUAUCUAUUUCCUUCUUAAGAAGAAAAAAAAAAAACAAACAUAAUAAAACAAAUUUCAACUCUUAUCAAUUAAGAAAAUAAGAAAAAUAAAUAAAAAUUGUAACAACUAUUUGUAAAGAUCUUUUUGAUUCACUUGAACAUGCUGGAAUUUCAGAAGUUAUCUAUUCCAUCUUUACAUACAUGUAUCAAUACAUAUAUACAUAGAUAUGUAUAUGUGUGAGUGCACACACACAAACAUACACACAUACUUGUGCAUGUGUACACACAUACAUAUUUUCCUCAAACAUACGUAAUAUUAACACAUACUCACUCACACAAACACUCGUUUUUCUCUCUCUCCCCUCUUACACAUACAGAAACACAUAUUUACUUACACAAAUUCUCCUUUUUUCCUUCCUUCCUUCCUUCUCUCUCAUAAGCUACUUCCUCUCUUUCUCACACUAUUCACACUUGUGCAUGAGUAAAGUCUCACGCUUUCUCUCUUUCCCUUCCUCAAUUUAGUUUUUAAGUUAUGUUUAAAUAUAUAUUGUUUUCUUUUUUUUCUGCCAAAUCUCUGUCUGUCUGUCUCUCUUUCUCUCUACUAUUCUUUUCAGUCUCCUCUCUCUUUCUGUUUUUGAUUUUCGUCUGUCUAACUAUGUAUUUUUCUGCCUUGGUGUGACAUUCCCCUUGCUAGAGACAGUUAACUGUUUGUGCGUCAUGAUUAUUCUUCAACUAUGGUCUUCCAUAACAUAACAUGGAAGUUGUAGCUUUAAGCAUUACUAUUCUCUCCAUCCUGCUCUUCCGCACCAUCCUAAUUUAAUUUUUUUUUUAACUCCCCACUACAUUCCCCUAAAAAAGAAAGAAAAUUUUAAAAAGCCAAAAAAAAUUGAAAAAAACUUUUAAAAAUUGAAAAAAAGAUGAAAAAUCCCAUAAAAAUUUUCUUAAAAAAAAGCUAAAAGGAAUAAAUAAAAAAAAAAAAAUUCCCUUUCAUUUUCACCCCUCCUCAUGAAUGCUUUCAAAAUGAUUUAAAAAAAUAUAUUUUUUUUUAAAUUAGUCAAUGCCUUGAUAUUAUGGAUUGUUAAGCGUCAAUAGUUCUGUAAGAUUAGAGCUAAAUUAAUUAAUCUAACAAAAUUUGUAUCCUACUUUGCUGUCAGUCGAGGCUGAGCAAUGUCCUUGUAUAUCCUCAAGUGUUAGCUUCUGUGUCAGCUUUUUUCUUUUCAGACAAAGCAUCCUUUGCCUGAACAAAGUGUUUUGUGACACUAGUUUUAACUUCAUACAGAUUGAGACAACCUUAUUCUUUCAUCUUAUAAAGUCUUGAUUACUGGCUUAAUUAUUUAAUUAAACUGCAGAGUUUCAUAUAUCAGCGAUGACCACCUCUGACUGAUUAUCAGGUGAAAAUCAUUGGCCUAGUUGCAUGCUGUUUAAUGAUCUUAUUAACCAGUUUUGGCUGACUAUUUUCUAAUUGACCUUAUAGCAAAUUUAUUGGUUUAUACCUAAGUAAAAUAUUUGUCUCUGGCUGACCAGUUUCAAUUGAUAUAUAAUGAAAAAUUGAUUGGCCUAGUUGACUGGUAUUUGAUAUGAUCAACCAACCGGUUCUGGCUAUUUAGUUCUUUCUAACUGAUCACAAUUAGCAAAACUGUCGUUAGCCUGUUCCAGUGACAUUUGACUUCAUCAUAACAUUUGUCAACGUCCAUUUUUGAAAUGUUUUUCAUUGAGGGUUAGCUAUAAGAAGUGAGCCAUGUUGUAAACUUCACUUCCAUAUUAUAUAGAAUAAUGUAAAAGCUCUCUCUUAUGUUUUCUUAGUGAUUCGGCUGGCAUUAUGAAUUUCUAGAGCCUUCUUAGCAUCACCAUUAGAUUAACUUCUUCCCACAAAAAUAUGAAUUAAUGAUUUUUAAAGUUUCAGAUUUUAAUCUGGUGUUUUCUCUGAUUAAUGAAUUUAUUAUUAGUCCAAAUGAAAACCUGAUUGAACAACACUUUCCUCUCUGUUUCUCUUUCUCUCUGUCUAUUUUUUUUCUUUAUAGAUAUUUCUUUUGCUUGAUAUAUUGAUUUUUGCAAAAGAAAUAUUUUUUUAUCUGUGCUAUUGACAAUUGAUUCUUUCUGUUUUUCGUUCAAAACAAACUUUGAAAAAAUGAAAUUAAAAAUGAAAAAAAAAUUUUAAAAGUCAAAACUAAUUGCAAAAAAAAAAGAGAAUUCCAUAAAAAAAACCCCUUCAAAAAGAGAACUGAAAAAAAAAAAAAGGAACCCCCCCCCAAGAACCCCCCUUUCUCAUACAAACAAAAAAACAAGAAAAAUAGCCCCUACAAACCCCACCUACCUUUAAAAAAACAACAAAAAAACCAAAGCAUAACUCUUGUAAUUCUUACUAAAACUUUUGUGCUACUCAAAAAAAAAGUAAAAAAUAAACAAUAAAAAAAUUUUUUAAAUACUCUACUGCUGACAAAUAUCAUCUCUUCCCUGUUUUCUUGACAAUUUCUUUUUUUGAAAAAAAAAACCCAACAAAAACAUUUUUUUUAAUCAUUUAUUAAGUUCUUGUUUUUCUGCAAUAUUCUUCAGCAAAAAAAAUAAAAUAAAAAAAAAAAAUAAAGAAAUGGGAAACAAAUGCUGCAGUCAAUUGAGUUGCUGAGGAAUGGAAAUACUAACUAACUGGUUAAUAGUUCUUCAUUCUAUCUCCUUAUCAUGGUGGUUGUGGAGUGCCCUAUCCACAACUAGAGACCAUGGUACAUGUAGCUUUUUGUUGACGACUGCGAUGUGUGUACAUUGUAAACUUUCAGCAGCUCAUUAUAUCUAUCUACAUGUAAAAGAAGUACCACUACAGUAUGGUGCUGGUGUAUGUGUGAGCCAUACUUUUCUCAUUUCCAUAAAAAUUUUGAGAAACACUGAAAUUGCAGAGACUUUUGUUAGCUUACUGUGCUCAGUUCUCAAAACCUGUGAAUAUAUACACACAUGUAUAUAUAUAUAUAUAUAUAUAUAUAUAUAUUUAUGUAUUUAUUAUUCUUUAAUGAGAAUAGUACUGAUAGUAACUUUGAAGUUUCAGCCAGUUAAGCUAUCAUCUGAUGAUGGUUUAGCAGGAUGAAACUUCAAAGUCAUUGUCAGUACUAUUCUUGUUAAGGAAUAAUAUAUAUAUAUAUAUAUAUAUGGGAGAGAGAUGGGCUUGCUAAGGUGACUUGCCUGCUCUAACGAUAUACAGCAUGAAGAUAAAGUCUUCAAGUAAUUCAUCCAUAAUUCAAGUGGAUUAUGGAUCACAUUUUCUGUAAUGAAAAACUUGAGUAAAAAACAAAAACAAAAAAAACCAAGAUACACGACAACUAAAAGUAAAAAUUGAACAAAACAAAGAAAAGAUAUGAUGAAGUAUGAAAAUUGACCCUUGUAAAUUUAGAAAGCUCUUUUGUAUGUGAUGUCCAGCUUUUGUUUUUGGUGGGUAUGGUGUGAAUGAGUUGGACAGUUUCUUCAUUUUAGGUGUGUUGUUGGCACCAUGCUUCUUUUGGUGUUCUCUCUAAAUGUCUUCAGGUAGUAUUCCUGAGCUGGUCUAUAGAUGGAAGCUUGAAUAGCUUAUUUCUACUGACUUGUUCUGGUUGUUUCCAACAAUUACUGACCUAAGAAGAAGAAAGGAUCCUUGUUUCGUUCCUUAGUCUACAUAGUCUGGGAAUACCACUUUGAAGAUAGACUGGAGAGAAUACUGAAUGAAAUGUUUGAGCAACAUAUCAAAAAAUGGAGCAGAGUAGUUCCAAAAAAUAUUAAAAAAAGAAACAAUGACAGACAUCACAUAAAAAAAACAAACAAACAAAAACACCAAAAACCUAUCAAAAAACAAAAAAACUCAUUUCAUAAUAAAAAAUAUGUUGACUUUCUUUUGUAUGUUAUUUUGAAGUGUUUGCUGAUUUGAUUAGAUUAACAUGAAAACAUUUUACAAACUUUCCUCAAUUUUCUUGUCUCAGAUGCUUCGCUUCACUAACUGAUAUACCCACCCUAAGACCUUCCUUCCAUGAAUGUCCCCAACAAUUGCUCAUUUUUUUUGGGCCUCAUUGCUGAAUUUCUUUUUCUUUUCUGAAGUUUGGUAUUUAUCUUUUAUUUAUUUUUUAGAUUUAUUGUUGUUGUUAUUAUUAUUAUUAUUAUUAUUAUUAUUAUUAUUAUUAUUUUCUUUUUUUUCUUCUUACUCUUGAUGUUUCUUUUAAGUUGAGCAUAUUCUAUAAAAUGAUUUACAAAUUUUUUUCUUCACAAAAAGUAUUUCCAGUUUUGUACAAGAGUAAAUAUUUACACGAAAGUGUGUGUCUGUGUAUGUAUACACACACACACACACACACACACACACACACACACACACACACAGUGUGUUGUUUGGUUGUAAGAAUGGUAUGAAAUAAAAUGAACUUAAUACAAGAAUGUGGAGAAGUGUGUAUGAUGGCUGCUUUGCAGUUCUGUAGCUCCAGGUUUGCUCCAGCUGUGCAGAACCUAGGGCAAGUCUUAACCUUUACCAUGGUUUCUAGUAAAGGGUGGGACAGUCACAUGUGAUUGAAAUUUGGAUGACAGGAGUGUGUGGAAGCUUGUUAGACGUGUGUGUGUGUAUGUGCGUUUGUAAUAAAUGGAAUGAUGCAAUCUGUGUAGAAACAAAAAUAUCUUGUGUUAUUUAGUUCCACCCUGAUCACAUCACUUUAAAUUCAGGUUGGUUUUGUUGUAUGCCCAUACAAGGUCGAUAAAAUAAAUAGCUAAUAAAGUAUUGGGGUUGAUAUAAUUGCCUGAAACCCUACAGGCAGUACCCCAACAUGGUCACAGUCCAAUAACUGAAAACUGUGUGUGUGUGUGUGUGUGUGUGUGUGUGUAUGUAUAUAUAUAUAUAUAUAUAUAUAUAUAUAUAUGAAGUCCCUAUUCAAUUUUAAAUUUGUAUAACUUUAGUUAUAAAUCUGAUGUUUGACAUUCACGACUCUGAAGAUGACCAUAUUAAGCAGCUCUAUUUUUCAUAGCUGCUGAGAUGGCUUAUUUGGCCAAUAUUAACAUAAAAUCCUCAGUUUAAAGGGACAUGUAAUAGCAGAAUCAGGACCCAGUGGGGCUCUUGCUUUCUGUGCAGCCAUCUUCUCUACUAUCUGUGUGUGUAUAUACACACACACAUAUGCAUAUAUAUCAGUGGAAGAAGUUAUUACAGUUUUAGAUAAAUUUUUCAAGAUUUUAAAAUUUUAGUGUACACUCUCAGGUAUACAGACUGAUUUGAUUCUGAUGUUCUAGAAAUUAGUUUGUGGCUGAUUUUUCAAUUAUAUUCUGAAUUACACUAGUUAUUAUUUUAGCCUGCAAGUUAGCUUCAGAAUUUGGGUUGUGAAAACAGUAAUCUUUACAUGUCCCUAUAAAAUAAUGUAAAAAAAAAAAAAAUGUUUUUAAAUUUCUUAUUUGAUGGCAAUAAGAUACAUCAAACUUCUUUAUGUUCUUUACAAUUUAAUUCUAUCAUAUAUAGAAUUCAUGUUAUUAAAAAAUUUAUAAUUGCAUGAGGACUUCAUAGUGAUCCUGGAUGUGCCGUUUUCAUUUUAUUUUGAGGUAAAAAGAAAAAGGCAAAUGUUCGAUACAUUCUUUGUAAUAUAAGUGUGAUGAUUCUGAUAUAUGUUUGUCAUACGAAAGGUAAAUAGGAUUUUAUACUUGGUUCUUUGAAGAACAUUUUUGUUUUUUCUCUUUCAACUCAAGUUGCUGACGUGUAUAGUGGGUCAAUUAAAUGACUAAUUGAACGAAACCUUAUGUCCAGAUAACAUAUAAUUCCUGUUUACUUUAAACAUGACUAACAUAUAUACAUAUGUAAAUAGUAACAUACAUAGAAUAUAUAUAUGUAUGUAUAUGUAAUGUGUAUGUGUAUAUAUAUGUAUACACAUGCACACGUAAAUAUCCAAUCUGUGUCUAUAUCCGAUAUGUGUCUAUAUCCAGUUAUGGGCAACUUGUGGCCUGUGGGAUUUUCUGAAUGGCAUGCUGAAUGAAAAAAUUAUCAAUUUUUGAGUAGUGCGACCUGCCUGAUGAUGAACAAUGUCUCAUGUGGCCUACUUUUUUUUGGAAAAGGAUUGCCCAUGCCUUGUAUAUGCACAUGCAAGAAUGUGAAAGUGAGUGUGUGUAUGCAUUAGUGUUUCUGUCUCUUUCUGUAUAAAAUUAACCCAAAUCACCUCUGGAAGGGAGGGAGUAAACAACUUUAUGAUUUCAUGAUUAUAUAAAACAAAAUUGAAAAUUUA